UUUGGUUAAGCUACCUCUCAAGAAUUUGCGCACGUGCAAGAUUGUUUACAGUAGUACCAGCAAGCUUCAGGUCAGCAGAUAAAUUUUCAAAAAUCCUCUCUCUACUUCAGUGGGAAUGUACAUGUUUUAGAAAAAAAAUAUUUGAGCAAUUUGCUUGAGAUUCCAUUGAUAACUGUUCAUAUACUUAUCUUGGCUUACCUUUGUUGAUUAGGCGAAAUAAGAAAGAGAUAUUUACUUUUGUCAUCGAUAAAGUUUGGCACAUAAUGCAGGGUUGAAAAAGGAGAUUGUUGUCUAGGGCAGGGAAGGAGGUGUUGUUAAAGUCUAUUGUUUAAGUAGUUCCAUUAUAUGUAAUGGGUGUCUUUCUUUUACCUAAAGGCAUCUGCAAUAGACUGGAAAAUAUGAUGAAUGGAUAUUGGUGGUCUAACGGUUCUAACACUGGCAGUAUUCGAUGGUAAUGCUGGUAUGCUAUAUGUGCUAGGAAGGAUAGGGGUGGUCUUGGAUUUCGAAAGGUCUAUGAAUUUAACUUAUCCAUGUUGGCAAAGCAAGGGUGGAGGUUGCUCACAAAUCACACAUCUUUGAUGUCUCAAAUUUUAACAGCCAAAUAUUUUUCCUUCAUGCUCUUUUUUUUGCAAUCUUCUUUGGGUUCCAAUCCCAGUUAUAUUUGGCGAAGUAUUUGGGAAUCAAAGUGCAUUUUGAAUCUUGGGAUAUGUAGACGAAUGGGUGAUCGUUGUUCUACUAAUGUUUGGAUUGAUAAUUGGUUACUAGACAGUGCUAGUCAAUAUCUUUCUACUAAUUAUAUAGCUGGAUUUGAACAUUUAAUGGCUCAUGAUUUCAUUUAUAUACCCACUAGAACUUGGAAUAUGGGGCAUCUUCAACGAGUGUUUGAUGCUCAGGAUGUUCAACGAAUAAUUCAAAUUCCAUUGAAUUCAGCAGGGGGAGUUGAUUUUUGGAUGUGGUUAAGGUCUCGCAAUGGAUAUUAUUUUGUCAAAAGUGGAUAUUGGACUGUUUGUAAUCAUGGUUCCAAUUUUGUCUCGCCAUCUUCAAUGUCAGAAUCCCUGUGGAAAAGAUUUUGGAAUGUUAAAAGUGUCACUUAAAGUAAAGCUGUUUAUGUGGCGCUUUAGCAAAAGCAUUCUUCCAGCUAAGGAUAAGCUAAUUACUUGUCGUGUUGAUGUGCAUUCAGAUUGUCCGGUUUGCGGAUCCCAUGAUGAGUCGUUGCUGCAUCUUUUCUUUGAAUAUUCACUUUCUCUUCAACUUUGGGAUUCAAUGGGCAAAGAUUGGGGACCUGUGUUGUCGAGUUUGGAAUGGUUGGUUGAGGUUCAGGUGUUGUUGUGGCAUGGGUGGUGCACAAUCAUGAUGGGUUUUUCAGGCUGGGAGUAUGAGAUUUUAUCAGGCUUCAUGUUCAAUGAGUUGUGGAGGUUCAUGGAGCCGUGGCUUUGGGACGCAGCUAGAACGCGCAAGUCUCCUUCAUGGCUAUAUGAAACUGAGACUGCCAUGACCAUGGUGAUUCCCUUCUGUCGUCUGGGACGAUGGAGUUAUGAGCAGCCAUUGGUGGAUUUGUGCAUUUGAAGCUCAACCAGUUCUAUGUUGAAGUCUGCAUGCGAGUGGAUCUUCUUCUUCCAAUCAGUGGUUGCUUUGCUUUCUCUAUGUGUGUUUGGGCCCUUUUGAAGUUAGUAGCCGAUGAUUGAUAAUGGUUUCUAUGUUUCUGGGAUGCUUUUUCAGUUAUGCUUUAUCUGACUGCUAGUUUCAGUGUUCCAUCAUUUCCGAUGGUUUUUUCUGGUGGUCGGAAAUAUUCCCCUAAAUUCUAUGUGCUAUGGGGAGGAUGGGUUGGCUUUCUUUGUU
Molecule: messenger RNA, 1839 nt
Organism: Manihot esculenta (cassava)
Lineage: Eukaryota; Viridiplantae; Streptophyta; Magnoliopsida; Malpighiales; Euphorbiaceae
Exons: 3
Coding region: 970-1566 (198 amino acids)
Source: RefSeq, a predicted model, not a curated record